AUGUUCUGCUUCCCUUCCUCGUCUCCCUCAGUGCCUCGAUGGGCGAUCUACGCCAUCUUUGUGGUCGGCGUUCUGCUGAUUCUGAUCUGCUGCCUGUGUAUCUGCUGUAAGUGCUGCUGCAAAGGCAACAAGAAGAGGCGUCAGAAGAAGAACGAGAGGAUCAACCUGAACGACGUGAACGGAAAAACCACCACAGCUCUGGUUCAGCCCGAUGUGGCAGAUGUCGGCUACGGAUCGACCAAACAGCACAGAGGAAAGCUGCUCUACUCUCUGGACUACAACACCGCUCAGUCUGAGCUCUCGGUCGGAAUUAAACAAGCCGACGGCCUGAAAGCCAUGGACCUGGGAGGAAGCUUGGACCCGUACAUCAAAGUCUACACCUGCCCCGACAAGUCCAAAACCUUUGAGACCAAAGUGUUCAGGAACACGCUGAACCCCGCCUUCAACGAACGGUUUAGCUUCCAGAUAUCAAAGUCGUCGCUGCUGAAGUCGAAGGUGGUGAUGCAGAUCUUUGACUUUAACAGGUUCUCCAAACACAACAUCAUCGGUGAGCUCAGAGUUGAGCUCUGCAACGUGGACUGGAACCACGUCAUGGAGGAGUGGCAGGACCUCGCCGAGCCCGCCAAAUUUGAGGAGGAGAACCUGGGCGAUAUCUGCUUCUCUCUGCGUUACGUUCCCACCACCUCCAAACUGACCUUGGUGGUGCUGGAGGCCAACGGCCUGAAGACCAUGGACAUCGGAGGAUCUUCAGAUCCGUAUGUGAAGGUGCAGCUCGCUCUGGACAAGAGGAAGUGGAAGAAAAGGAAGACGUCGAUUAAGAAGAAGACGCUGAACCCGUAUUACAACGAGUCCUUCACCUUCAACGUGUCCUUUGACCAAAUCCAGAGGGUGCACCUGGUGAUCUCCGUGUGGGACCACGACGCCGUGUCCCGAAACGACGCCAUGGGGAAGAUCUUCCUGGGCUGCGACGCCUCGGGGAACCAGCUGAGGCACUGGGCCGACAUGUUGUCCAACCCGCGGCGGCCGGUCGCUCAGUGGCACAGCCUGCUGUCGGCCGAGCAGGUCAACUCCACCCUGACCCUGAAGAGGAAGAUCCCCCUCCAAAAUAAACUGCCCUUCUGAUGGCAUGAAAACACUUCAAAGCAUCAGAGAACGGAGAUUUAAAACUCUCUUUAAAGAUCAUUCCGCUGCUUUUCUUAAAUCUCUUUACACUCGAGAUUAAUUCAAAUUAAUCAUAUUUAAAUUUUGAGCACUUCCUGUAUGAAUUGUAUGAUACAAAACAAAUUUCAUCCCUCGAAUUUAUGAUGAUAUUCUAAAGUUUGCUGUGAUAUUAGUAUUAUCUCACAUCUAUGUGUUUAAAAUCAGAAGAUCUUUUAUGCACCGGCUCACCUUAUUUCAAAUGUUUAAACUUUGAAAACUUUCUGGAAAGUGAUUUUAUUUUGAAGUGACGAAUGUUUGUGGGGAAUUUUAUAUCACUUGAAUAUAAAUGAAUAUAUUUAUGAUAAUUAAUUUCUUGCUUUCAGCCUUUAAAAUCAAAUGAAAUCACUUCUGUCUUUUUAAGUGUAUUUAGUAUUCCCACUAUAAAGAAAAUACAGCUCACCUGAAAAGAAAGAACCCUGAAGUGAUAAAGUGAUGAAGAGAUGAAGUGAUAAAGUGAUGAAGAGAUGAAGUGAUAAAGUGAUGAAGAGAUGAAGUGCCCUCGUGUGGACAAAGGAAAGAAUUGGAUCCGUUUGACAUGGAAAUAGAGAAAAUCAAUAUCAAUAAAUAAAAUGGUGAAAAUCAAUAAAUAAAAGUCAAUAGAGUAAAAUUAACAACAGGGAUUCAAAAUAAUGUAAAAACCAAAGAUUAAGUUUAUAAACUAAGAAUAUAAACAACAUAACAAAACAUAACUUUAAUCAAAGUAAAGUGACACAAGUUAUCAGAUAAAUGUGCAAUAAAAAGUACAAUAGUUCAAUACAAUAGAUGCAUAUAAAUAUAUAGUAGCAUGAAAAGAAAAGAUUUUAAUUAAUUUGGAAAUGUGAUGUAUAAAAUGAUAAUACACAUUUUUCAUUUAUUUUCACAUUUAAUUGUUCAUUGA
Messenger RNA from Anarrhichthys ocellatus (wolf-eel), 2077 nucleotides. RefSeq names its product synaptotagmin VIII (gene syt8). Lineage: Eukaryota; Metazoa; Chordata; Actinopteri; Perciformes; Anarhichadidae. The coding region runs from base 1 to 1122 and encodes 373 amino acids. The record is from RefSeq and is a predicted model, not a curated record. Gene Ontology annotation, biological process: synaptic vesicle endocytosis; calcium ion-regulated exocytosis of neurotransmitter. Gene Ontology annotation, molecular function: calcium ion binding; calcium-dependent phospholipid binding; SNARE binding. Gene Ontology annotation, cellular component: dense core granule; synaptic vesicle membrane; exocytic vesicle. The transcript is spliced from 7 exons.